Molecule: messenger RNA, 588 nt
Organism: Salvia splendens (bonfire salvia)
Lineage: Eukaryota; Viridiplantae; Streptophyta; Magnoliopsida; Lamiales; Lamiaceae
Exons: 3
Coding region: 1-588 (195 amino acids)
Source: RefSeq, a predicted model, not a curated record
AUGGGUGAAACAACUUCCCAAAGGACACUGAGACAGUUUUGUAAUGGCAUCCAGGAUAUCUUCGGUCGGGAGUAUCUACGGAAGCCAAAUUCCGAUGAAUGCCAGAGAUUCAUAGAAAUGCACGGGAUGGUGCACCAUUUUCCGGGGAUGUUGGGCAGGUGGAACAAAGACAUCAACGUUCUACAGUCGUCUCAUCUUUUCAAUGACGAGUGCCGGGGUGAGGGUCCGGCGGUCAGAUUCGUGGCCAACGGCACGCAGUACAACAGGGCAUACUAUUUGGCCGAUGGGAUAUACCCUCGUUGGCCAGUGUUUGUCAAGACGAUCCGACAAUCGGUUGGGCAGAAGCAAUCCUAUUUCGCGGCAAAACAAGAAGAUGAUGAAGGAUUUGCUGCUGAGCGUUGGGCACUGGAAGAUGGUGCUAGUACGAGUCACGGUAUUGCCACCGCCCCACUGCAGAUGGGUGUACCGCGUAGUGAUGUACACUUGAUCCAACGGUUCACCGAUAUGCGGAGGGAAACAUCACAUACGACACCGCAGGCUGAUUUGGUUGAAGAGAUCUGGAAUCGUAGGGAAGGGGGCAGAGCGUGA